Messenger RNA from Fulvia fulva, 1488 nucleotides. RefSeq lists its product as uncharacterized. The coding region runs from base 1 to 1488 and encodes 495 amino acids. NCBI's taxonomy places the organism in Eukaryota, Fungi, Ascomycota, Dothideomycetes, Mycosphaerellales, Mycosphaerellaceae. The record is from RefSeq and is a predicted model, not a curated record. The transcript has 4 exons.
AUGAAGAAGAACACCAACCCACACUCGAAGACCAAUGUCGAGGCAAAGCACGCACACCAGAGUACUAGACCAGAGAUCGCAGUCGAUGCGAUGGCUGUCCAACAAGAACCAGACGUCGAGAAGAGUGCCACAACCAAAGCUCCAGCCUAUCCAACUCCACACAAACGCGAUGACAUCUUCCGCGCCGCUCGUACCUCCAUCAUCAACUUCAACCGCAGCACUCUCGCCCGCUUCGUCAAUCCCUUCCGAGUCGAGGCCCUGAAGUGUGCGCCAACCAAGUACCACGGCACCGGGUCCGAGAUCACCACCCUCCUCUUCGUCCGCAAGGAGUACAGCAGGAAGCAAAACCUCAAACUCGUCCGUGUCGGAACAGGAGCCUCUCGGCACUUCGAACUUCGUAUCGAGAUCAAGGGAGACAUUCCCGAGUCAAAGGGCCAGACUCCCAUGGGUCAGAAGGGCUUCGAUGCACAGCAGCGCUGGUGGGCAAAGAAUGGCAAGUCCUUCAACGUCCUCGGCCUGGCACAAGAGCUCCGAGAUCAAAUCUACGGCCACCUCUUCCCGACUCGCCUUUACCAGAUCCAGUUCCAUGAUGGCAAUCACACGUUUGGCCAAGGCUCUGAGAUGAGCUACCGCGAGCUCGAUCACACCCGCGUCGUCGUGGCAAAGCCAGAGCUUGCGAUCUUGCACACUAAUCGUCAGCUCUACGCUGAGACCUCCGACUUCCUGUGGAAGAACACCACGAAGUGCUUCCAACAGACCAGCGACUUCAGUCAGUUCCUCCACCACCGUCUCCAAGAUCCUUCAGACUUCAACACUCUCCGCUCCCUGGAAUUGAGCUUUAGCCACCGCGAGUACAUCUACCUCUUCAAAGUCCCCCUCCCUCCCUUCACACAACCGAGCACCGGCUGGAACAACGAAGUCAUCCACCUCUGGGGCUGCGACGGUCUUGCAGACAAGUUACCUACACUCACCCACGUCCAGAAGUUCUCCCUCCGCUUCACCUCGCCCUUUGAUGCGUUGAUCGAGGACCCUUGGGGAUACACUGGUGAUAAGAAUGGGCACGAGUGGUACACGGAUCGGAACGACAAUAGGGACGUGCAUGGAUUCCAAGCGACCUGUCUGAGAACUAUUGUGGAUUGGAUCCUCACCUUCGCCAAAAACUACAUCAAGCACUUCCCGGAGAUCGAGCUUGGAGGUGCGAUCAAGGAUUCGACGAAGCUCAAGUUUGAUGCGAUCUUCGCCGAUGAGAAGAAGGAGACCGAGCACGAUAUGACGGCAGCCAAGCAGGCUGUGGAGAACUGGCCAUCGUGGAAUCUACCACCGCCGUGCCAUUGCACCACACCAUGCGAGUAUGGAGCUUUCAGUAGCAUUGCUCAUCUCGUGAGUGGAUGUCCUGCUCCGAGAUGCCCGGCUCAUCGCUGGAGUGCGCGCAAUGAGAGAGAGGCGGUCAAGACGUUCAAGGAGUACCGCUUCGACUUCGAGGACUAG